Molecule: messenger RNA, 939 nt
Organism: Paramecium tetraurelia
Lineage: Eukaryota; Ciliophora; Oligohymenophorea; Peniculida; Parameciidae
Exons: 3
Source: RefSeq, a predicted model, not a curated record
AUGAGCAUAUUAAAUUGUCUUGAUAUUGCACAAUAAAUAGCUAAAUGUAUUCUGCAGAAGAGGUACAAGCAUAAGGUAGAUAUGAAUUUUAAUCUUGAAUGCAACCACAUAAGGAAGAGAUGGAAUCCUAAUGGAGAAAACAAUUUGGCAAUUCAAUUUUAUCUGAAAAAAUAAUUAAAACCCUAUUUGGUGGAGGAAUGGAAUAUUUUGUGUAAUUUGCAAUAGAUAAACGAGAAUUCUUAGUAAUUUUUUGAAAAGUGCAUUGAAUUGACAUAAUUGACUCCAUUAUAAUAAAAGUAAGAUAAUGAAAUGGAUCAUAUCAUUCACUUGAAUGAGAACAAGAGUACAGAUUGGAUUGAUCCUAAUUUGAUUGCCACUCUGCAAAUUUAAUUAUCGAAUAAAAUGACAGUAAACGUUGCAUAUUUAUAAAACUUUGAUCCUAUUGACUAAAUGGAAAAAGAAUCAGUUAAUGAAUUUAAAUCAUUUCGUCGAGACAGAUUUCUAUCAGAUGAUUUACAUACAUAAAAUGAUACUCAAAUACGCAAGACAAGUUUCCAUGAUUUAGAUGGUUUAAGGAAAUACAAGAAAAAUCAAGCCAUUAUCACUCAAGCAAUUCACAGGAAGAAUGACUCUUUGUCCUCCAAUUCAAGUAAAAAUAAAUCAACUCAGUUAUUAACAAUCAUUAAUAAAAAAGAUGAUGUGGAAAUAUUGUCAUCAGCUGAAGAUGCUCAAAAAAUCAUCGAUCAAGAUGAAAACGGGGAUUACGAAAUCUAAAUGAUUAUUGAUGAAUAACCCAUGGACAAAGGACAAACUGUCAUCAUUAAAUCAAUUUCAUAAAUGCAUCCUGUGACAGAUUUAAUUCUCAAAAUUAGAGAGAAAAAGCAUCAUUACAGCCAAUAAUUAAACGAAACUUUGAGUUUUAUUAAAAGUUACACAUGA